AUGUUUCUGAUAGCAAUUGGAGAUCGAACUGUGGGAGGGCAGGUUGCUAGGGAUCAGCUUGUGGGACCGUGGCAAAUUCCUGUUGCAGAUGUUGGUGUCACAGCUACUUGUUUGCAAAAGGGGAUAAGGACCAGAACAGCAACAGCAAUAAAGCCGACCCUCGCACUGAUCAAUCCUGGUGCAUCCGCGAGGAUGGAAGUUGCUGAGGCAUUGUGCAAUAUGGCUGCUGCAGACGUCUCGCUACAAAAACUCGCCUAUCCGCUAUCCGCAAACUGGACGUCGGCCAUCCACCAUCCAGGAGAGGGAGCAGCACUCUAUGAAGCUGUCAAGGCCGUCGUAGCGCUGUGUAAGCAGUUGAGAAUAAGUAUACUGGUGGGGAAAGACUCGACACCCAUGAAAAUGGGUUGGCGGGACCAGCAAAGCCAGGAGGCUAGGGAGGUCGUAGCCCCUCUUUCUCUGGUAACAUCCGCUUUUAGAAUGGUCUAA
Messenger RNA from Letharia columbiana, 486 nucleotides. RefSeq lists its product as uncharacterized. Lineage: Eukaryota; Fungi; Ascomycota; Lecanoromycetes; Lecanorales; Parmeliaceae. The record is from RefSeq and is a predicted model, not a curated record. The transcript is spliced from 2 exons. The coding region runs from base 1 to 486 and encodes 161 amino acids.